GACACCACUUUGGCCAUUGACGAAAACUGUUGCCGAAAAUCUGACCCAGUCUGUACCUUACCAAUUUCCAUUAGCGAACUGUCCAAAACCCCCCAACAAAACUCCUUCCGUGCACGAUCUCCUCUUCUGUUUCUCUCUCCUCUUCACUUCGAUAAUCAACGACCGUGUCUAUAUAAUUAAUAUAUAUAUAUAUAUAUAUAUCAAUUUGUGUUUCAUUUUGUUUGAAAUUAUCCCUAACAACAGUAACAGUGCGUUGUUACUUGUUGCAAUGUCGUGGUUGAGAUCUGCGGUGAACAAAGCCGUGGAGGUUGGGAACAAGAACAACCUCACUCGCACCGUCAAGAACUACGCUGACACUGUCGUCCAACACGCCGGUCAAGCCGUCGCUGAAGGCGCCAAAAUCAUCCAAGAUCGCAUGGGGCCACGGAAUUUUAAAAGCUUUAGGCUUACUGUUAAAAGAUUAGAGGAAGCUUCUGUUUCUUCUAGGGGACCGGAAAGAAUUCAGUUGGUGAGAAGAUGGUUGGCUGCACUGAAAGAAAUUGAGGAAUUAUCUCAGAUUCCCCUUGAAAAUAAAGAAAGGAACACUGAGCAGCAGCAUCCUUCUGAAGAAAUGAAGGAUACUCCUAAAAAACCAUAUUUAGUUCACUAUUAUGACUCUGAUUUGGGGGGCGAACCAAUGAACUUUCGGGAUGUUUUUCUCUCCAGUCAAGCUUUGGAGGGCAUAGCAAUAUCUAUGAUUCUUGAAGCACCUAAUGAGGAGGAAGUUUCUUUACUCUUGGAAAUGUUUGAGCUUUGUCUUUCGGGAGGAAAAGAAAUCCAUAAUGCGAUAGUGAGCAGUAUACAGGAUCUUGCUAAAGCUUUUUCAAGUUACCAGGAUGAAGUUUUGGUGAAGCGGGAGGAAUUGCUCCAGUUUGCACAAGGUGCCAUCACAGGGUUGAAAAUAAAUGCUGAUAUUGGAAGAAUAGAUGCUGAAGCCUCUGUUCUGAGGAAGACACUUGAUGGAAUGACAACAACUAGGGAUUCUAUUGGUGGUCAUGAAACAGCUUCCAAAGAAUCAACUGCUGCAACAAUGCAGGCUCUGAAAGAAGCUCUUGCACAUAUUCGAGUUUGUUCCAAAUUAGAAGGACUUCUACUGAAGAAGAAAUCAAUUAGUAGUGGAGACUCUUCGGAGAUUCAUGCUCAAAAGGUUGAUAAGUUGAAAGUCUUAUCAGAAUCUCUUGCUAAUUCCUCCACAAAGGCCGAGAAGCGCAUAUCAGACCACAGAUAUCAGAAAGAGGAGGCAGUAAAAUUUCGUGUGGGCAAAGCAACGGAAGUUGGUGAAAUUGAGAAGGAUUUAGCAGUUGAGAUAUCAGGACUUGAGAAACAAAGAGAUGAACUCGAAGCUGAACUGAAAAAGGUCAAUAUCUCCUUGGCUGCUGCUAAAGCACGUCUUCGCAAUGCCAUUGAAGAAAGGGACCACUUUUAUGAAGCAAAUGAUCAGAUUGUUGCACUUUUGAAAACAAAGGAAGAUGAGCUGUCAAGAUCUAUAGCCUCAUGUAGGGUAGAAGCAGAUGUGCUUAGUACUUGGAUCAAUUUCUUGGAAGAUACUUGGGCUCUUCAAUGUUCAUACACAGAGAGCAAGGAGAAGCAGGUCAAUGAUGAAUUGGAGAGACAUGAGGGUUAUUUUGUGAACUUGGUAAUUGAUCUCCUCUCUGCUUAUGAGAAAGAGUUGAGGCCUUCUAUUGAUCGAAUUGGGAAAUUUGUGGAGAACUUAAAGAGUUUAACUGAAGGGUCAGGGAUGGCAGCUAGCGUGGAAAAUGAGGAUACCAAAGCAGUAAACCCAAGAAAAAAUCUCGAGGAGGAAUAUCUAGAUUAUGAGGUUAAGAUUAUAACUACCUUCAGUGUAGUGGAUAACAUGAAAGAACAGUUCUACGCUCAACAAGGGAAAAUCUCCAGGAAAGAUGAUGCAAGAAUCAAAGAGCUAUUUGACAACAUUGAAAAAUUAAGAGAGGAAUUUGAAUCUAUCGAGAGACCAAAUUUAGAAUUGGAGAAUCCAGACGCACAGCCAGAGACUCCACCUUCUGAAAAAUCGCCGGAAACUUCAUCCCGCCUGCCAACGCAAACAACGGACUCUCCAAAAGCUAAGAAAGAUGAGCAUCCCGAGUCACCUGCAGUCAAGGGAGAGCAGGUGCUAGACCCUGAAGCAGAAUUAGCAAAACUAGAAUCCGAAUUCGGGAAGGUUAAUAAAGACUACUCAACAGAAGAAAUCAGCGGCUGGGAAUUUGAUGAGCUUGAAAAGGAAUUGAGAUCCGGCGGCCCAGCAUGAAGCAAAUAGAUCAAAAACAACAAUCAUUCUAUUUAUUUCUAAUAAACAUGCCAGCAACUAUUUGUGUAUGAUAAAAGAUGAGUCUACCCAGCUUUCCUUUAAGCCGCUGUUUGGCUUGGAAGCAGUUCCUUGUAACAUUGGACGGAGUUCGUGUCCAUUUUGUUCAUGUAAAUUCUCAAAACUUGUAUGAUGUAAGUGACUUGAGUGUACAAAAAAACUUGAUCAAAAUGUAAAGAAUACUCUUUAACAUGUCUUAAUUUCCGAGAUGUAUUGUUGAAACAUGUGUGAGAUAUUGUUUAUUUCUGGUAAGUAAUAAUCAACUUGGUGUA
Molecule: messenger RNA, 2634 nt
Organism: Cornus florida
Lineage: Eukaryota; Viridiplantae; Streptophyta; Magnoliopsida; Cornales; Cornaceae
Exons: 18
Coding region: 269-2305 (678 amino acids)
Source: RefSeq, a predicted model, not a curated record